Molecule: messenger RNA, 1452 nt
Organism: Sinocyclocheilus grahami
Lineage: Eukaryota; Metazoa; Chordata; Actinopteri; Cypriniformes; Cyprinidae
Product: glycoprotein-N-acetylgalactosamine 3-beta-galactosyltransferase 1-B-like
Exons: 3
Coding region: 530-919 (129 amino acids)
Molecular function (GO): N-acetylgalactosaminide beta-1,3-galactosyltransferase activity
Source: RefSeq, a predicted model, not a curated record
CUGCGUUAGUUGUGACGCGAACAGUUGACAUUUGCUCAAGCGUUGCGAGAAUAGUGUGGUCGAAAAGAUUUUCUUUAUUUUCUGAAAUAAAGGCGACUUAACUUAGUGGGAUGGGUGUGUGUCACUGUCCACGAAACUAAGGAUCUCUGAAUAGGGUCGGCUAAUUAUAAUACGGAACUGAACCGCCCCCGUACCUCUCGGCUUUUACUUCGUGAACAGCAUUCAGUUGACAUAUGAAGAGAUAGGAAGCACGUUGCUAGUUAGCUUUAAGUGAAGCCUAAAAUUAUCCACCAACCCAAAUUUGCAUGAGGCAGAAAAUAGCCAGGACAUGAUUUUGAAGCCGAAUGACCCGAUUAAGCUGUCAGAUUUCGGAUUUAAGUUGGAAACCACAGCUGAACUGUUAUGCUAGCUCUCUGAGUUGGGCUUAAAUGGCCUCGGAGCCGAAUCUUGCAGUUUUUCUUACUUCAGUUAUGGAGGAAAUAAUGUGUCUGUCCCUCUGAGGUGAGAGUCUCUUCACAUAGAGCUCGUGAUGAAAGCUCUCGGUGUGCGCUCCGCGUUUUACGUGGGCUUUGUGGUAGGCACGUGCACCCUGUACGUGCUCCUGCGUCAGGUUGGAUUCACACGGGACUUGGGGUCUGGUGAGGCCCACGAGAAAAGUCUGCUGGAGAUGGUUGAAGAAGAAAACAAGAACUGGAAGAAGGAGAGGUCGGCUCUCUUCAACCUCAAUCAUCCUCACCAUGCAGGUGAGGAUGGCACACUGGCUGACACUCUCUAUAAGCAUGUACGCAUUUUGUGUUGGGUCAUGACCGGCCCUAAUAACCUUGAGAAGAAAGCUCGGCAUGUGAAAGCCACAUGGAGUCGCCACUGCAACAUUGUGGUCUUCAUAAGCUCUGGUUAUGAGUGUAGGAGUCUGCCUUAACAGUAUAAUAACAUUGGAUAAUAUUUUGGGGCCACAAGCAAGGCUGCAUCUGCAUACAUUAUACUUGGCAUUCAGUUCUAUUUUUUUUCCUAUAUAUAUAAAAAUAGCAAUUGCGUGUUUGCUCUGCACUGUGUAAUCAUAAACACCACCAUGUAUGAUUUAACGGCAGUGACAUAAGUAAAAGAGGCCUUGAUUUUCCUUUAAUUUGCUCAUUCCGUUGAAUUAGUGCCUCUGCUCUGAUCCAGAAAAAUCAUCCACUUCCAUAUGUCCCAGGACCACUUUUGUAUUGAGUUUAGGCAAUAAUUAAACCGAGCUGCUUAUAUCGUAGAUCCUAGUUGAGCAAACAUUCAAGCUCCAGCUGUGUUUUCUCUACACAGUCUUUAAUACAUUUGCCAAAGUUGAACGUGUACAGUUUACUUUGACUAAGAUUACAUCCAUAGAAAAAUUAACCAGGAUGUAGUCCUUCAAAUGACACCAAAACAGCAUAUUACCCUUCUCUGAGAGUUAAAGGGAUAGUUCAACCAAAAAUGAAA